Molecule: messenger RNA, 1309 nt
Organism: Symphalangus syndactylus (siamang)
Lineage: Eukaryota; Metazoa; Chordata; Mammalia; Primates; Hylobatidae
Gene: UBE2V2
Product: ubiquitin conjugating enzyme E2 V2
Source: RefSeq, a predicted model, not a curated record
GGGCAGCCCGGCGCCCGCCGUGGGGCGGAGUCCGCUGUGACGCGUGCAGGGCGGCGCGCUCCCGGAAGUGACGCGCGACGGUUCGUGCGUGCGUGCGUGCGGCUGCGUCGGGCUGCAGGAGAAGAUGGCGGUCUCCACAGGAGUUAAAGUUCCUCGUAAUUUUCGCUUGUUGGAAGAACUCGAAGAAGGACAAAAAGGAGUAGGCGAUGGUACGGUUAGCUGGGGCCUUGAAGAUGAUGAAGAUAUGACACUUACAAGGUGGACAGGCAUGAUUAUUGGGCCACCAAGGACAAAUUAUGAAAACAGAAUAUAUAGCCUGAAAGUAGAAUGUGGACCUAAAUACCCAGAAGCUCCUCCGUCAGUUAGAUUUGUAACAAAAAUUAAUAUGAACGGAAUAAAUAAUUCCAGUGGGAUGGUGGAUGCCCGGAGCAUACCAGUGUUAGCAAAAUGGCAAAAUUCAUAUAGCAUUAAAGUUGUACUUCAAGAGCUAAGACGUCUAAUGAUGUCCAAAGAAAAUAUGAAGCUUCCACAGCCACCAGAAGGACAAACAUACAACAAUUAAUUUUAGUGGAUCUCAAACUUGUCUUAAAUCAACAACCUUCUACUCAUGUUAAUGUCUUGAUUAAAUAUCACAAUGCAAAAUACCCACACAUUAAGUAAAAGAAUUCCAGCUGGUAAACAUGACCUGGACAUUUGUAAGAAUAUAUUUAAUAUAUGUACAUCCAUUAUGUUUUCAGGUAACAGGAGGAAAAAUGCAGCACAAUUUUUUUUCUCUUGAAAGGCACUGUCAUUUAAACAUAAACCUGGAGUACUCGAAAUAGAAUUCAGGUUUACAAGAUGAAAGCGUGUGGAGAAGUGUCAGAUGGCAGUGGAAACGUGUGUUUCUAAAAAGUAAAAAUCUCAAGAAAGAAAACAGAAAUGGCAUGCUUUACCCAUCUUGCUUAGUGAAAGAGAGCUGCAGUUGAAAUUGUUUAAAAAGUAGCAGGUACAACGAAUAUUGUCACAGAUGUGUUAAUUUUUGAAGCAAUGUGGGUGCUGACUACUAGUAGUAUCAAAAAUAUGUUCAGGAUUGUUUUGAUACCUGUAUUUAUAAUAAAAAAUGUUGGGGGGAGUUGAUGAAUUCCUGUUAAAAGCUGUUCUUGUGUGUUACAUGUAACAGACAUGGUAAAUAUUUGUUUACAGUCUUUGUUUAACAAACCAUGCAUUUAAGUUUAAGUGAAGUCAACAAAAAGGAAAUAGGUGUAUGGAUAUGUGAUUUUGAGAUUAAAGUUAGUCUUAAAAUGUAAAUAAAAUGUGGAACGUGUCCUCA